CUUCCUGAAGGCUGUCGUGUUGCUGCAUACUGGAGCCAGCAGUACCACUGUCUCUACCCCGGCACCGUAGUCAACGGAAGUUCAGACGGUGAUGACAGUGAUGACCUCGUCACGGUGGAGUUUGAUGACGGUGACACGGGUCGCAUCCCCCUCUCCCACGUCAGACUGCUGCCCCCUGACUACAAGAUACAGUGUGCUGAGCCCUCCCCCGCGCUGCUAGUGGCCAGCUGCUCCAGGAGGCGUGUCAGGAAGUGCAGCAAGGACACCAGUGAGACGAGGCCUAAAGCAGGGGACUCCGCCCCCAAGGGCAGAGGGAGACCGGCCAAGAAACCCAAACCCAAACCUGAGCCCCCAUUGAGCCCAGACCCCCGGGAGACGAUGCCCCCCCCGGGACCCAGCCAGGCUCCAGACAGACCUCAGCUCCCCACCAGACCAGCCCAGUACAAGCCCUCCUCCUCCCAGAGACCUGCUCAGGAAAGACCCCUGUCUGCCCCCAGGCCGGGACCAGGCCGACCCUCCAAGCCCACCAGCACCCCCAGCCUGCCUGCCCCCCCACGCAGCCAGAACCCUAGGAGACCCAGCCCAGCCUCUCCCAAGCCCCCCUCCCUCUACCACCCAGCCCCUUACGGGAAGAUACUAAGGGUGGACCUGUACAGCCAACCCAACCUCACCUCUUGUAACGUCAGCACCCAACCUAACCCUAAAACCAACCCGAAGUCUAAACUCUCCCCUCCACUACUUAAACCCAACUCUACUUCCCCUAUCAUCAGACCCAAGCCUCUUCUACCAAACCCUAAAACCAACCUUACCACCGUACCAAAAUCCAAACCUAGACCUGACUCUAGAGCAGAACUCCCUGGGCCUGCAGCUAACUUUAAUCCUGAUCACAACAAACCCAGAACCGCUCCCAAAGCAAUCUCCAGACCCAAACAGAACCAUAACAAACCCAGGCCCACCCUGGAUCCUUCUACCAGGCCCAGAACCAGCCCUGGGUCUAGCUCUAGUACCUCCAAACCUAGAACCAGCCCUGGGCCCAGCUCUAGUACCUCCAAACCCAGCCCUGGGCCCAGCUCUAGUACCUCUAAACCCAGCCCCGGGCCCAGCUCUAGUACCUCUAAACCCAGACCCAUCCCCGGGCCCAGCUCUAGUACCUCUAAACCCAGAACCAGCCCCGGGCCCAGCUCUAGUACCUCUAAACCCAGAACCAGCCCUGGGCCCAGCUCUAGUACCUCUAAACCCAGAACCAGCCCUGGGCCCAGCUCUAGUACCUCUAAACCCAGACCCAGCUCAGACCUCUCUGCUGUCAGAUCCAGACCGGACCCUAGCACCUUUAUUCCUGGUAUCUCCAGACCCAGGCAUGUCCUGGGGGUGGGAGGGCAGGGCGGGGUGCGACAGGGGCGUAAGGCCCUCCUAGAGGAACCCCUAGUAAAGCUGGACCACGAAGGCGUGACCUCACCCAAGACCAAGAAGACCAAGGCUCUGAUGCUGCUGGAGGCCAGGGGCUUACGGCAAGAACACACACCCUCGCCACGGAGCGAGGCGGGGCUGCUGGAGGCCAGGGGCUUACGGCAAGAACACACACCCUCGCCACGGCCGCAGCCAGCCAGAAGCCGGCGAGGGGAAAGGGGAGGGCUCCGGAGAGCGAGGCGGGGCUGCUGGAGGCCAGGGGCUUACGGCAAGAACACACACCCUCGCCACGGCCGCAGCCAGCCAGAAGCCGGCGAGGGGAAAGGGAGGGCUCCGGAGAGCGAGGCGGGGCUGCUGGAGGCCAGGGGCUUACGGCAAGAACACACACCCGCCACGGCCACAGCCACCCAGAAGCCGGCGAGGGUAAAGGGGAGGGCUACGGAGAGCGAGGCGGGGCUGCUGGGGAGAGAACCCGCCUACAGAACGCCUUCUCUGGGCAGAGAAAGAGACCGGGGUGGAGGGGGGGACAGAGAACCAAAGAGAGAGGAGAGAACAAAACAAGGGGAAGAGAAGAGAGGGGAGGAGACAGGGGAGACGAGAGGGGGGUCUCACAGCAGCAGUAGUUCAGGAUCUGAGGAAGAGGAGGAGACGAGGAAGAAAACGAAGUGUAGCUCCAGCUGCUCCCACCCCUCCUCCCCAGCCUCCUCCUCCUCAUCCUCCUCUAGCACCUCCUCUUCCUCUUCCUCCUCCACUGACGAGGAGUCCUCUUGUAGUUCUGACGAGGAGACCGCCCCCGCUCCCCCUGCACCUCUCCCCGUCUCCCCCCCUCCAACUACCCCACAGGAGGAGGUGGAGGUGGAGGAAGAGAAGGAGGAAGAGGAAGAAAUUAAGAAGUUGAAAAAGGCGGAAGAGGAAGAGGAGGAAGAAGUAUUAGAAGAAGAUCAAUCUCCCUCCUCUCCUCCCCGUCUAUCUCCCCGUCCUCCCAGCCAGCCAGGCCCCGUGGUCGUCCAGCCCGGCAGAAGUCCCAGGGAGGUGUGGGGUCGGUGGGCAGGGCCACGGCGCAGGGAGGGGGCCCACCUCCCCACCACCAAGGAGCUGGCUAAGAGACAGCGCACGAGCGUAGAGAACAGACCCAAGAUCUCUGCCUUCCUGCCUGCCAGACAGCUCUGGAAGUGGUUCGGUAAUCCCACACAGAGGCGUGGUAUGAAAGGCAAGGCUAAGAAGCUGUUCUACAAGGCCAUCGUGCGGGGGAGAGAGAUGAUUGGUAUCGGGGACUGCGCCGUGUUCCUUUCCGCAGGCCGACCCAACCUGCCCUUCAUAGGGAAGAUCCAGAGCAUGUGGGAGAGCUGGGGAUCCAACAUGGUGGUCAGAGUCAACUGGUUUUAUCACCCGGAGGAGACCAACCCUGGCAAGAAACUACACCACAAGAAGAACUGGGAUCAGAUGUCUGGUCAGUCUCUUCCUUCAUCUCUGCUCUCCUCUAACCAGAGGAAAGACUUCAUGGAGCGGGCUCUGUACCAGUCGUCCCACAGCGAUGAGAACGAUGUCCAGACGGUCAGUCACAAGUGUCUGGUGGUCAGCGUGUCGGAGUACGAAAGCAUGACUCUGACGCGUCGCUACGCCGACAGCCAAGACCUGUACUACCUGGCCGGGACAUACGAGCCCACCACGGGUAUGAUCUACAACACGGACGGAGUCCCCAUCAUCUGGAUGGACGACACGCCUAACGACACCCGACCAACGCCAAGCUCGAUCCGGCGCUCAUAG
This is a messenger RNA of Oncorhynchus masou masou (cherry salmon), 3174 nucleotides long. Its product is annotated as trinucleotide repeat-containing gene 18 protein-like. NCBI's taxonomy places the organism in Eukaryota, Metazoa, Chordata, Actinopteri, Salmoniformes, Salmonidae. Gene Ontology annotation, molecular function: chromatin binding. The record is from RefSeq and is a predicted model, not a curated record.